This is a messenger RNA of Poeciliopsis prolifica (blackstripe livebearer), 1978 nucleotides long. RefSeq lists its product as uncharacterized. The coding region runs from base 177 to 614 and encodes 145 amino acids. The transcript is spliced from 5 exons. Lineage: Eukaryota; Metazoa; Chordata; Actinopteri; Cyprinodontiformes; Poeciliidae. The record is from RefSeq and is a predicted model, not a curated record. Gene Ontology annotation, molecular function: cysteine-type endopeptidase inhibitor activity.
ACUAAAGCCUGACUGCUGACAGAAACGCACAUUCACUCAGAGAACACAGAAGCUGUUUCACUCUUCCUCUGCUCCAUUUUACCAAAGCUGAAGCGACAUCUAUAAGACCUGAACUUAUCAGAAUCUUGCGAACGUCCUGGGAACGUCUGUAGCUGACAAGUUGUUGGAAAGCAAAUAUGUCUCUGCCAUUGUCCUUGCUGAUAUGUCUGUCAGUCUUCCAGCUAUGUUUGGGAACAUCACCUGUGGAGAAAAUCAUUACAGCCGAAAAAGUGAAUCUUUUAGGGAGUUGGCAUGAAAAAAGUCCUGAGUCAAAAGAUGUUCAGAGGGCGGCUCACCAUGCUGUGGAAACGUUCAACAAAAAUUCAAAGUACCAGAUGUUGUUCAAACUGGUAUCAAUUCAGAGUGCUAAAUCCCAGGUAACCAAUAUGAUCAACUUUAAAAUCAUUGCACUCCUCGGAAAGACCAAAUGCCCUAAGACAAAAAACCAUGACUUGAAAAGUUGCAUUUUGGACAAAGGGCAACUAAAGUGCCACCUUGUUGUGACUUUAGAACCCGGCAGCGAGAAGUAUGACCUUAAAACCAAUAAAUGCCACAAAGUUGUAAAGAAUGGUUAAUUCCUUUUGACAGUGUCAAGAUAACCUGAGAUCAUCCCAUCAUUCCCAAGCUGGAGUUUUCAAGUUAACAGUAACAAUACAUAAAGUUACAUUUAAAAUUAAUGACACAAAGUAGUAUCUAUACCCAAAACUUCAAAAAAAUCAGCGUGUGUUUAUUUUUUCCCAUGCAAGUUUUACUUUGAAAUUAUGUUUCUUUUUUAAUUUAAUCAUAAGAAAUCAUAGUCAAGCAGAGAGAGAGGGAGAGUUGCCAAGCCAUGAAACAGGAACAGCAGGCUUCCUGAUAAGAUGAAGUAAGCUUGAAGAUUUAUAAAAACAGUUGAGACUAUUCCUUAUUUCACUGCAAGAAUGUUUUAAAGAUUGAAGUCUAAACAUAAUGAGUAAUUUGAGAAAACUUAAAGCAAAAUGCUUAUUUUAAUGAACAACUUUGGUUUCAAACAAUAAAAAUAACGUAUGAUUCCUGUUUUCUUUUCAGAAUAACACCUAUAAUGAGUAACUAAUAAUACAUGGUUAUUAUAGUAUUAUAAAUGACUGUGAAAUCAGAAGCUAAAGAGGUUAGAGAUGUGAUUUUGAUAAUGAACUUGAAAUGAUGUAAAGUGUGUAACUGUAAUUAAAGAGCACUGAUGUUGUGUUGGAGGUUGAUAGUAGAUGAAGGAUUAGGGAAAAGAGGAAAUAAAAGGAGAGCAGAGAUGAGCAACACCUCAGAAUUAGCUGAUUUUGAUUUUGAUUGUGCAACUCAAACUGUUAGAAUAAAAAGAUUGUGCAGAUAAAGGGUUUAGGGUGACUUUUGACCAAGACCAGGACAUGAACACAGACAUCAGGUCAUAAUGUCUCUAAGACAAUGAUGGACAUGAGAUCAUCUAUUCAAGCAAAAAGCCAAUAAAACAAGCCUGGCAACAGUGCCAACCAAUGCAAGUGUAUCUAAAGGGUGGAGAAACGCUAUCAAAGGUCAAGACAAGAAGCUGAGGACCUCAACAUCAACCUAAGAUCCAGGAGCUGCAGGUCUAAGUCAGUACUCUUCCUGCCAGCACCCAAGGCCAGUGUGACCUCACAUCUAUGCAGAGAUGAAAGUUCAUCAGACCUGCCUGCCCUCAUCGAUCACUGCUGUGAGUCUCCUCCUGGUGAAACACAUUCUCCAUCAUUAGGCCAGUUCUGGGGUUCAAAAUUCCACACACCAUCCAUCUCUUCAAGUGUUCCCUUUUUAGUUCAAAGUGUCAGCUUUAGGGAAAGAUAGGAUAGAUAUGAUGAUUGAUUUUUUCUGAUUUAAUUAUUUCUGCAACUGCAUUAAGCUGUACUGACCCUGUAUUUACUGUAUUAACAAAUUGCUUUACUAAUAAAAUAUUUAGCAUAAAGAAAAAGCUGAAAGA